Molecule: messenger RNA, 343 nt
Organism: Cylicocyclus nassatus
Lineage: Eukaryota; Metazoa; Nematoda; Chromadorea; Rhabditida; Strongylidae
Source: the annotation of a GenBank genome assembly
AGGCAUGCUGUCAUCAAAAGUCGAGGAAAUGUUUGUGACAAGAUCGAGUCGAGUAAAAUCGGUGGACCUUCAUCCCACGGAAACGUGGCUAUUGGCAGCCCUCUACAGUGGAAGCGUUCAGAUGUGGGAUUACAAGACUCAGCUGCUUCUGAAGUCUUUCAAAAUAUGUGAUUUGCCAGUGCGCGCUGCCAAGUUUAUUUCCCGCAGAAAUUGGAUUGUUACUGGCUCAGAUGACAUGCAUAAUGUGCUAGCCAACUCGUCUAUUUUUGACUUCAUCACAACCGCGCGCGAAUUCUCGUCCAAGCCCAUUACGUUUACAUGCUCGAUGGAUGCGCCAGGUUGA